AAUCCUGAGUCUUACCGAUCCAUGCAUCGGAAGGGAUGCUCCGACAUCUGUUGAACAUUCCUUCGCAUCAGAACUCUACGUUUUCCCCUCCCAACUGUUCUCCCGGUCCUGUACGGAAGGGGGCAGGUUUCGAUUAAGUACAGGUUUGGAAGCUUCAUUCAGCGUUUAUAAAAAGCAACAAGCUUUUAAAUUCUUCCAAUAUCGAUAAUGGCCGCCAGCGCCGAGGACGGGGAUGAAUCUGAAUUUCCACCCGUGAUAGAACUAAAUGUUGGCGGUGUUUUUUACACAACAUCCCAUGCUACUUUAACCAAAGAAUCCAAUUCCUUAUUGGCACAGCUUUUUGGAGGAACCAUUGCAUCAGGACCUUAUAGGGACUCAAAAGGCAAAUUUUUCGUUGAUAGAGACGGUGUGUUAUUCAGAUACAUUCUGGAUUAUCUACGGGACCAGAAGAUAGUUUUGCCGGAGAAUUUCCACGAGAGAAAAAGACUAAGACACGAAGCCGAGUAUUUUAAUUUGCCAGGUCUCAUAGCCAAGCUGGACUCCAUUCCGGGUGCCAAUUCCCCCUCUUCCUUUCUAGCCAGCUCAUUCCCAGUAAACUUGGGCUUACCCGGUGCCCCAACUGGUCCACAAGGUUAUAUCAUCAUCGGAUAUAGAGGUACAUUUGCUUUUGGACGAGAUGGUCUGGCUGAUGUCAAAUUUCGAAAAUUAACACGGAUUUUGGUCAGUGGUCGUGUGAAUCUCUGCCGUGAAGUUUUUGGAGAAACACUCAAUGAGAGUCGUGAUCCAGAUCGUGGUAGCGAUUGCAGGUAUUCCGCAAGAUUUUUCCUCAAACAUAACUUCCUUGAACAAGCGUUUGAUAACCUUCAGGAGGCUGGAUUCCGAUGCGUGGCUGCUGCUGGUUCGGGAACUUCAUGCGGAGGAAUCGGUGAACCAAUGAAACCAGGCAUGGACAGUGAGGAAAACAGAUGGAAUCACUACAAUGAAUUUGUUUUCACAAGACCCUGAGAAAAGCACACCGUGAAAUUAACUAUAGACUACACCAAUUCUUUUUUGUGGUCCCACAUAUUUUCCCUUUCCUAAUUGACAAUUGUGUGUAAAUAAAUAAUAUUAUCCAGUGUUCGCCAGUACGCAAUUUUUGAUGGCAUUAUCUUUGUCCAUAAUAAUGGUGUGAAAGCAAUGUUUUUCUAGAUUUUCAAGUGAAGAUCAUCUACAAGAUUCAAAGAGACUAAAAGUUAUUUGGGCUGAUGGUAUAAUUUAGUAGCUGUCUUUUAGAAAAGAAUACAAGGUAUAGUUAAAAUUUAUUCCCAAAUACUUUUUUAUUCAUUAAAUUUUAAUAUUUUUUAAUUAACUAAAAUUU
Molecule: messenger RNA, 1357 nt
Organism: Parasteatoda tepidariorum (common house spider)
Lineage: Eukaryota; Metazoa; Arthropoda; Arachnida; Araneae; Theridiidae
Source: RefSeq, a predicted model, not a curated record